Argentina anserina (silverweed cinquefoil) is the source of this 1543-nucleotide messenger RNA. Its product is annotated as heavy metal-associated isoprenylated plant protein 6-like. Gene Ontology annotation, molecular function: metal ion binding. The record is from RefSeq and is a predicted model, not a curated record. The transcript is spliced from 5 exons. The coding region runs from base 146 to 1186 and encodes 346 amino acids. Lineage: Eukaryota; Viridiplantae; Streptophyta; Magnoliopsida; Rosales; Rosaceae.
CCCAUUGCAACCGACUCACUCUCUCUCCCCUAUAUAUUCUCACCUCCUCCUCAUUUCAAUUCCUUCAAUCCACUCCAGCAACCAACACAACCAAACCUAAAAAAGGUCUUACAGUUGUGUCUAGAAAGAUCCUAUCUCAUACCAAAUGGGCGAGAAAGUAGAAGGAGCCAAGAAUGAGGGCGAGAAGAAGGCCGCCGAUGCCGGAAAGAAGGUCGACGACGGCGGAAACACUGUCGUUUAUAAGACCGAUAUGCAUUGCGAGGGAUGCGCCAAGAAAAUCAAACGAGCUGUUAAAAACUUCCCCGGCGUUGAGCAAGUGAAGACAGACGCCGGAGCCAACAAGCUGACGGUGACCGGGAAAAUGGACCCCGCCGCUCUGAAGGCGAGGCUUGAGGAGAAGAUUAAGAAGAAGGUAGACAUAGUCUCUCAGCCGGCCAAAAAGGAGGGCGGUGGAGGAGGAGGCGGGGACAAGAAGGCCGAGGAUAAGUCCGAAAAGCCAUCGGAGAAGAAAGCCGAAGAGAAAAAGCCGGCUGAUAAGCCCAAAGAAAAAGAGGCUGCUGCCCCCAAAGAGAGCACUGUCCCUUUGAAGAUACGGUUGCAUUGCGAGGGUUGUAUCCAGAAGAUGCGCAGUAAAAUCUUGAAGUUCAAAGGUGUUAGUGCGGUGAGCUUUGACAUGGCCAAAGAUCUGGUCACGGUGGUCGGUACAAUGGACACCAAAACAUUAGUGCCUUAUCUUUCAGAGAGGUUUAAGAGACCCGUCGAUGUCAUCGCACCGGCGAAGAAGGACGACGGAGCUGCCAAGAAAGAUGAUAAGAAACCAGCUGCCGGUGGCGGCGAGAAGAAAGAGCGUGUUGCUGAAAAGAAGGAAGAGAAGAAAGAGGAGAAAGAGGAGAAGAAGGAAGCUGCACCAGGCGGUGGAGGCGAGAAGAAAGAAGCUGCUCCCGGUGGCGGUGGAAGCAUGGUAGUGAACAAAAUGGAGUAUUCCGGUUACCCUUACGCUGCGUCGACGUCGUACUGGUAUGACCCCGCACACGUUUACAACCACAACAAGUUUGUAAUGGAGGCUCAGGAGCACCAGGCGCAUGUUAGCCAGGGCUACGGAAACUACGCAAUGCCGACGGAGCAUUAUCCGGCGGCACCGGGGAUGUUCAGUGACGAGAACCCCAACGGUUGUUCGGUGAUGUGAGAGAUCAACGUCCGCCGUUGGUUGAUGACAAUGAAAUUGAGGGCCAAAUCGGAAGUUCUUGAAAAAAAUGUAUAUACUAAGGAGACUACAUAAGAGAGGAAAUACAAGGGUUAUGUACGACUAUAAUUUAGUUAAUUAGUGGUGGAAUUUUGGGGUUACGUACGGUUCAGGUAUCAUAGAGUAAUAGUCAUAGAGAUAGACCGACCGGCCGGCCGGCCAGCUGGUUAGCCGGUUCAGAUGUUGGUGUGGCUACUGUUGGUUCCAUUCUAAUCUUCAAUAUGAUUAAAAUUUUCUGCUUAAUUUUUUUAUCGUCAUUAAUGAUUAUUCAAUACUAAAUCUUAUCGUUUAAUCAUGAAA